This is a messenger RNA of Tuber melanosporum (Perigord truffle), 3748 nucleotides long. RefSeq lists its product as uncharacterized. Lineage: Eukaryota; Fungi; Ascomycota; Pezizomycetes; Pezizales; Tuberaceae. Gene Ontology annotation, molecular function: ATP binding; ATP hydrolysis activity. Gene Ontology annotation, cellular component: peroxisomal membrane; cytosol. The record is from RefSeq and is a predicted model, not a curated record. The transcript is spliced from 7 exons. Gene Ontology annotation, biological process: protein import into peroxisome matrix. Bases 1 to 3720 code for a protein of 1239 amino acids.
AUGGCUCCAGCGCUUCCAACAACCAUUUCGGUACCAACCCGAGCACCAGCUAAACCACCUCCAGCUCAACCCCCUCGUCGCAAGAGAAAGAACCGAACUCCCGUCAUUACUAGGUUGACGGUCGAUGAUCUCCGCGGUGAGGUAGCGUACGUGUCGGAGGAUAUUUGGCGCGAUGUUUUCGGGUUUGUGAAGCAGGAGCCCAAGCCGAAGCCUGAGCAGGAAAUUGUUAACGGGAUUCCGGUAAUGGGUGGACCUGCAAUGGUGAUUGUCGAUGAUGAUGAGGACGACGAACCCAUUCCCCCUACACUACAUGCUGCCGUUACCCCUUUGAUGUCUUCGCGAGAAACCGCCACGAAGAAAUGGACUAUCUUUCCGGUUACCUUCCUUCCAGGAAGCUCUCAGUUUCCCGGACUCCCGCCGGCGACUAUGAUGCUUCCACGUACCAUCGCGCUUCCACCAUCCCUCGCAGCUGCUGGCGAAAAGGGCUCGAAACCCUUUGGGGUCCUACUGAUAGACGUGGUCCCGGUUGGCCUUGAAACAGUGUUUGUUAACGUUCGAUUCCCAGUGGGAACUCCAGUAGAGGACGACCAGGAUUUGGAAGAUCGCGUCAAGGAAGCUCUUGGCUCUGCAAAACUAAUUCGAACGGGCGAUGAUCUCCCACUGAGAUAUGCGCAUGGACGAAUUGAGAGAGGAAAGGCUAGAAUCGAGCUCUGUGAGCCCGUGGAGCAGGGAUUACUUUUACGGGAAACCAAGAUUGUGGUAGUUAAGGAGAAAUUAUCAAAUGCACGAAGGCGAGGCCCCGAUAACGUCGACGGAAUUAUCUUGGACGGCGAAUAUGAAGAUGGCGGCGGAGUUUCCUUAUCUGGGGAAGAUGGCGCCACGGGUAGCGACGAGGAAGAGGACGACCCGUUAGCAUUCUCGGGCUUCCUAUCUACACCUUUGACUCCUAGUGGUGUUUCGUUCCCUUCAACUUCUACCACCCCGCAUUUACGGAACGGCUACCAUUCCCCAAACACCCUUGCAUCACCAGCUCCGACUAGCACAAGCAAGCAGUUCACAACCCAGCCCUUGACGAGGCCCAUACCAUCUGGCCUAUUACAUCCAAAACCAAAGGAACAGGGCGACGACGAAGCUAGGGCAUUCGUCAGAGUUGGUGAUUUAGCCAAGUUGGGUUGUUUCUCCGGGGACUGGGUUAGGAUAUCUCUGCCUGCCCCUCCCCUAACAGAUACGGUUUCCAGAGAUCUCUCUGCGAUGAGAGGUGAUGGGGGAUCCGAUUUGGAGGUUGGGCGUCCGGUCAAGAUAUAUUCUCUUCCCGAAGGCUGGGAGACGUCCGGCCUGUCUGCCAAACGCCGGAGGGCAAGCGGGAGAGGUAAGGAGCCUGUCAUUGAUGAAGACCCCAAGAAGGAUUUGAACCCAGUUGUUUACCUUUCCCCCAUUCUCCUUGCAAAUCUGCCGUCAUCUUCUCCAACUAUAACUGUGUCCGAGGUUAUCCUUUCGCCAUUCCCCGCAGCUCCUACUUCUCUAUUAAGCCCAGUCCCCCUGUUUCCACCCGCCGCAAAAGAAGUUACUUUGUUACGAAUAGCAUCGCCAAUCUCUACGGACAGAGCUCUUCAGCCUUCACUACUUUUACAACUAAAAUCAUAUUUCGAAUCUUGUAGAAGACUGGUUCGAAAGGGGGAUGUGAUUGCUGUGGGAAUUGACGAAGCCCUUGCGCGAACUCUUUACGGCGGUGACGGCGGUGACGGUGUAAUGGAGGAACUUUUGACUGGGGGAGUAGAAGAGAAGGGAAGUAGAAGAACUUGCGUCGCGUGGUUCAAAGUAGGCAGUAUUGGCUCAUCAGAGGAAGCUCCUGAGAAGAUAUUUGUUGAUCCAGCGAGCACUCGCAUGGUUCAAGCCGGUUCUACUUGGGAGUACUACUUUGGACUGCAUCCGCCGCCUCUACGAUUGGCCGCCGUUCAAGGAGUUCCGCCAGCGUUGAUCGUGCCAGCACGUUAUGUCAGUCAGACUCAGCGACGCCUGAGAGAAUUGGUUUCUGCGGCUACCUCUCAGAGAGCCGUUCAAUUGGAGUUGCAAUCGAUCGCUAUCCUAUUGACAAGCACUCAAAGGUCCAUUGGCAAACGGACACUAGCAAUGAGAGCCGCGGCUGAUGUCGGAGCCCACGUUUUCCACAUAGACGCUUACGAUAUCACCUCCGACGGUGGUCCCGGGGACGUAAAGACAGAAGGCUUCUUGCGAGCUAGGGUUGAUAGGGCACUCUCCUGCGGUAAAGAAAGCUGUGUUCUACUACUCUCCCACAUCGAAGCCCUUACAUCGGCACGAAUGGGGGAAGUAUUAAAAGACAUUGUGGGCCAAAUGCGUAUCAUCAUCGUGACAACGGCAGAGGUUGACAAAUUAUCAGAGAAUAUCCGUAACGUCUUCACCCACGAGAUGGAAGUCGGAGCUCCAGACGAAAAUGAAAGAGUAGGGCUCCUGGAAGGAAUAGUAGACGAACGAAGAGUCCGCCUGGGCAAAGAAGUCGACCUCGGAAAUAUCGCUGUUAAAACGGCCGCUUUGGUGGCCGGGGAUCUAGUCGACGUUGUUGAGCGUGCAGUCGCAGCAUCCCAGGACCGCAUUUUAAAACUUGCGAAGAAAUGCCGUGCUCGUCAAAAGGACCCCGAUUCCCCUGAGGGCCCCGUAUCGGUCAAGGACUUGGAAAUAGCCGGUGGUGAUGAAACUACUAGUGUUCUAAAAUGCGAUUUCGAAGUAGCUGUCGAAGCUGCACGCAGGAACUUCUCGGAUUCGAUCGGCGCGCCAAAGAUCCCGAACGUGGGCUGGGACGAUGUAGGAGGUCUCGCAAAUGUAAAGAGCGCCGUCAUGGAAACAAUCCAACUCCCACUCGAGCGACCAGAACUCUUCGCAAAGGGGAUGAAGAAGCGUUCCGGAAUAUUAUUCUACGGACCUCCCGGAACUGGAAAAACGCUACUGGCAAAGGCGAUUGCCACGGAAUUCUCCCUCAAUUUCUUUUCCAUCAAGGGGCCUGAACUACUGAAUAUGUACAUCGGUGAGUCGGAAGCGAACCUGCUCGCAGAAUUAGAUGGCAUGAGUGAAGGUGCGGAGGGUAGCGGCGGCGUAUUCGUUAUCGGAGCGACCAACCGACCGGAUUUACUCGACGCAGCAUUACUACGGCCCGGGAGGUUCGACAAGAUGUUGUACUUGGGUGUUUCGGACACUCACGAUAAACAAUUGACUAUCAUGGAGGCCCUUACUAGAAAAUUCACCCUCUCCCCAACCCUCUCUCUCCGCAGCAUAUCCGAAACUCUCCCCUUCACCUACACAGGAGCAGACCUGUACGCCCUCUGCUCCGACGCAAUGCUCAAGGCAAUCACACGCCAAGCCAACCUCGUCGACGAAAAAAUCAAGCGCUUGUCGGCCACCUCGGAGGAACCCGUUUCAACAGCACACUUCUUCGACAACAUCGCUACGCCUGAAGACGUUCUCGUCGUAGUUGGUGAGGAGGACUUUUUACAGGCGAAGGGCGAAUUAGUCGGUAGUGUUAGCGCCAAGGAGUUGGAGCACUACCAGAGGGUUAGAGAGCAAUUCGAGAUGGCAGAGGAGAAGGGGAAAAAGGGGAGGGGGAACGCUAUCGAACAGGCAGUGGUAGAGGGGGAGGAAGAGGUGCCGGUAGUAGACAAGAAAGGGAAAGGGAAAGCCGUAGUUGUGGAUAGAGAUGCAGGCGUGUAAGUCGAAGAUAUAGGACUACUGCUGAAAA